UGCAAAAACUGAGCCCAACCCAGAAACUGACCCAACAGGAGUGGCAUUUAUCUCUUUUAUUUUCUCGAUUACUUUCAACUUUUCGUUCACUUUCUGUGCAUCCAAACAGUAGCGCCGGCAAGCGAUGGCGACGAUCAGUCUGAGGAAAGGAAACACGCGGUUGCCGCCGGAGGUAAACCGCGUGCUCUAUGUUCGGAAUCUUCCGUUCAACAUCACCAGCGAGGAGAUGUACGAUAUCUUCGGCAAAUACGGUGCGAUUCGGCAGAUCCGCAUAGGAACCAACAAGGACACGCGCGGAACCGCCUUCGUGGUGUACGAGGACAUCUACGACGCCAAAACCGCUGUCGACCACCUCUCCGGCUUCAAUGUCGCGAACCGUUACCUCAUCGUCCUCUACUACCAGCAGGCUAAGAUGAGCAAGAAGUUCGAUCAGAAGAAGAAAGAGGACGAAAUAGCUCGCAUGCAAGAGAAGUACGGCGUCUCCACCAAGGAUAAGUAGAUGCGUUUGCCUCUUCCUUCAAUUUCUUGGAACUUCCUAGGGUUGUGUUAGGGUUUUCGAGAAAAUCACUCUGUAUAUCUGUGGCGUGUGUUUGGUUCAAUUGUAUCGUUAUUCAAGUAACUAUGGAUGUUUAAGUUGCUACUGAAUAGUAUAAACUAUAAAUAUCAAACGUGAUGAUU
Molecule: messenger RNA, 678 nt
Organism: Abrus precatorius (Indian licorice)
Lineage: Eukaryota; Viridiplantae; Streptophyta; Magnoliopsida; Fabales; Fabaceae
Product: splicing factor 3B subunit 6-like protein
Exons: 1
Coding region: 125-499 (124 amino acids)
Biological process (GO): mRNA splicing, via spliceosome
Cellular component (GO): U2 snRNP; precatalytic spliceosome; catalytic step 2 spliceosome
Molecular function (GO): RNA binding
Source: RefSeq, a predicted model, not a curated record